Messenger RNA from Zingiber officinale, 824 nucleotides. RefSeq names its product NDR1/HIN1-like protein 1. The transcript has a single exon. Bases 10 to 654 code for a protein of 214 amino acids. The record is from RefSeq and is a predicted model, not a curated record. Lineage: Eukaryota; Viridiplantae; Streptophyta; Magnoliopsida; Zingiberales; Zingiberaceae. Gene Ontology annotation, biological process: defense response to other organism.
UCUCACAACAUGUCGGCGAAGGAUUCCGACAAUCAGGAACCGUGCGGGCGGCGCCAUGGCCUCCGCCUCCGCCACCUCCUCACUGGUCUCCUUCUGUUCGUCAGCUUAAUCCUUCUCCUCAUCCUCAUUAUCUGGCUCGUCCUACGCCCCUCCAAGCCCAAGUUCUACUUACAAGCCAUCUCCAUCUACCAGCUCAACAUCACCGGCGCCGGAGGAGCAGCUCCCAACCUCCUCACCGCUGUCCUCCAGACCACCCUCUCCUCCCGCAACCCCAACGACCGCGUUGGAAUCUACUACGACGAUCUGCGCGCCUUCGCCGCCUUCAAUGGCCAGCGCAUCACCACCUCCGCCCCCCUCGCAGCAGGUUACCAGGGCCACCACGACGUCGCCGUGUGGUCCCCGUACCUGUACGGUGCCAGCGUCCCCCUGGCUCCGUACCUCGCUGCCGCCCUCGAGCAGGACCGAGCGACGGGGCUCCUGCUCGUCGAGCUCAAGGUGGAGGGGCGGCUCCGGUGGAAGGUCGGCACGUGGAUCUCCGGCCACUACCGUCUGCAGGCCAACUGCCCCGCUUUCCUAACGGUCAGUAACGGCGCCGGCGAGACACCGGCGUUCCGGUUCCAGCAGCAGUUGUCGACCUGCACCAUCGACGUCUGAGUACCGAAAUCCGACGGCGGCGGGGUGGUAGUAAUUAGCUUACUGUUAAAUUUAAAUUACGAAUGCAUUAAACUAAUAUUCGAAUUAAUUACUAAUAUUCGAAAUAUCAUACAUGUAGAGUUCAUUACUGCUCGAUGGCCGCUUGUUAUGAUCUAACUAAUAAAUGUUAU